Amborella trichopoda is the source of this 2563-nucleotide messenger RNA. Its product is annotated as cellulose synthase-like protein G2. Gene Ontology annotation, molecular function: cellulose synthase (UDP-forming) activity. Lineage: Eukaryota; Viridiplantae; Streptophyta; Magnoliopsida; Amborellales; Amborellaceae. Gene Ontology annotation, cellular component: membrane. Gene Ontology annotation, biological process: cellulose biosynthetic process. The record is from RefSeq and is a predicted model, not a curated record.
GGUCUGAGAUAGAGAGACUGCACAAAAGCCAUGGCCGAUAUUGGAGGAGAGAAAUCCAUGCCCCUUCCUCUCCAUAAGCUUCAGGUAUCCACAUGUGUGGGGAUCAACCGUUUUCUCGCUUUCCUCCACACGUGUGGGAUCUUUGCCCUAGCUUACUAUAGGCUAGCAUGCCUUCCAUGUCUGCCCAUGCUCAUUGCUGAGCUGACCUUUGGCUUGAGCUGGGCCCUUAGUCUGGGAUUUCGAUGGAAACCGAUUUUUCGGCAAACUUUGUCGGAGAAUCUCACCAAAAUUAUCAAGGAAUCGAGUCUUCCAGCGAUUGAUGUGUUCGUUUGCACUGCUGACCCUUUUAAGGAGCCUCCUAUAGGGGUUGUUAACACAGCUCUUUCGGCUAUGGCAUUUGAUUAUCCGACUGAUAAAAUCUCGGUCUAUGUUUCUGACGAUGGCGGGUCGGAGCUCACCCUGUUUGCUUUCAUGGAGGCUGCUAAGUUUGCAAAGCACUGGCUGCCCUUCUGUAGGAGCCAUGGAAUCCAACUAAGAAGCCCGGAGGCUUACUUCACUAGUGGCAUGGUUAAUGGGUGCUCUUAUGGUGAUUAUAACGAUAUUAAGGAGUGUCAGCGCCAAAUAUGCUGUGUCGACGCCAAUAUGGUGAGGUAUGAGGCAAUGAAAGACAAAGUGGAAAGUGUUGUAAGCAAAGGGUGCGUUAGUUAUGAUGUCUUAGCUAACCAAGAAGAGUGCCUUGCCUUCAAGCCAUGGACAUCACAUUUCACUCCUCAAGACCAUCCUACAGUAAUUCAGGUAGUGUUAGAGAAGGGAAAGGAUGUGGAUGUGUCAGGGCACCCAAUGCCAAACCUCGUAUACUUGUCAAGGGAGAAAAGGAAGGGAACUCAACAUCGUUUCAAGGCCGGUGCUCUCAAUGCUUUGCUUCGCGUGUCGGGGUUGUUAAGCCACGCCCCGAUUCUCCUCACGCUCGACUGCGACAUGUACUGUAGUGAUCCAAGUGCCCCACGCCAGGCAUUGUGCUACCUGCUUGACCCAAUGCUCCACGAGGACCUGGCAUUUGUGCAGUUCCCUCAGCGCUUUCAAGGCGUAGCAAAGACCGACAUUUACCACUGCGAGCACACGCGUCUCUUCCGGAUCAACCCAAUUGGAAUGGAUGGGAUUUGGGGAGCCCCUUAUGUCGGUACCGGUGCCUUUUUCCAGCGCUGUGCGUUUUAUGGUCCUCCUCCGGUUCCAGGUCCAGUUCCAAUUCCAGUGCCUCAAGAGGAUGAGGAUUGGGAUUCGGAUUCUGAUUCUGAAUCUGACAGGGGUUUUAUUUGGGUCCGGAAGGUCCUUGCCGAUGCCUCUCAACUUGCAGCUUGCACUUAUGAGCAAGGAACGGAUUGGGGCUCCAAAAUUGGUUUCAGAUAUGGUUCAUUAGUUGAGGAUUACUACACGGGCUACAGACUUCAUUGUGAGGGUUGGAAAUCAGUUUUUUGCAAUCCAAAGAGGCCUGCUUUCCUUGGAGAUGUGCCAAUUACCCUAAAUGAUUUGUUAAGCCAAUGCAAGAGGUGGUGCGUAGGCUUGUUAGAGGUGGGCUUCUCAAAAUACUGUCCCCUCACGUAUGGCUCAUCGAGGAUCUCUUUGCUCAUGGGUUUGGGCUACGCUCACUAUGCCUUUUGGGCCCUAGACUCAAUUCCCAUCACCAUAUAUGCCCUUCUCCCCCCACUUGCUCUCUUGUAUGGCACAUCCUUGUUUCCCAAGGUUUCAGACUACUGGUUCUUUCUCUAUGCCUACCUACCACUAGUUGCCUAUGCCCAAGACCUAUCUGAAUUCUUGAUGACUGGAAGCUCUUUUAAGAGAUGGUACAAUAGUCAGAGGAUGUGGAUGAUCAAGGGAGUGACUGCCUAUGCCUUUGCCUUGUUCCAAUUCUCUCUUCAAACAAUGGGAAUUCCCUCUCUCAGCUUCAAUGUGACAAGCAAAGUGGUGGAUGCUGAUCAAAGCAAGCGUUAUGAGCAGGAGAUAUUUGAAUUUGGAGUUGCUUCCCCCUUCUUCUUGACCGUAUCCAUAGUUGCCCUUAUUAACUUAAUAGCAUUUGGAGUGGGGAUUUUGAGAGUAAUUAUGCAGGGGAGUUUGGAUGGUCUGUUUCUGCAGUUGGUUCUAUGCGGGUUCCUGGUGGUCAAUUGUUGGCCUGUUUAUGAGGCCAUGGCUUUGAGGAUGGAUGGUGGGAAGAUACCGGCGAAGGUUACUUUGCUGUCGAGCUCGAUUGCGGUGGUGGCAUGCAUGGUUGUUGCUUUUUUGGCCUAUUGAUGGUUUCUCCUAAACCUGAUAAGGCUUAGGGUCACUUAUCCGGAUUACUUUGAGGCCAUUACAUGACAUUUGAAAGUGUAGCAUUAAAAACUCUCUCUCUCUCUCUCUCUCUAGAUUAAGGUCACUUGUUCUGAUAGGUUGUAGCCAAUGGCAUAGGUCAUAUGUCCCACAUGCUAUUUGAAAGUGUAGCCUUAAUUUCUUGUUGAGCUCCAAGACUGAUCUCUCUUGGUACAAUGCAGAUAUACACAACAGAGUCUGGUGUGCUCUUCGGUACAAA